AUGUAUACUUCAUGUAUUGGUAAUGAAAAUAGGAACUUAGAGAUUUCUAUCAAAUCUAAUACCACUGCUGGCCAGCCAAGUACUAUGGUUAACUAUGGGACUCAUCGAGUGGCUUUGAGUGAUGUCACAUCUCAGGUUAAUAAUCGUCAUAAUAGAGGAAGUUCUCUGUAUAAACAUGAGGGUGGGUUCGAGAGGAAAUCUCUAAUUGCGUCCUCUCAUCCUAGUGUGUCGAGUGUACAAAGUUUAAUACAGCACAGUGACAGUACCGAUGCAUUCAGAGACCGUAAGGAUGUUGAUGAUGAUGAUGUUUACUUUCGUGAUGGGUGUAUUGGUAUCGAGGGGGAUGACGUUGAAGGGCGUGCUAAGAUGGGAGAUGUGAACGAAGACACCGAAGGAGUCGAGCCUUUAUUACCUAUUAUCAAUGAUGAGAUCUGCGAUUUUGUGCAGCAGAUUACAGAGCAGCUACAGAGAGAGAAUCCUGAUCCGUUGGAUGAGGAUACUUGGGACGCUGUGAUGGUUGCCGAGUAUGCACCAGAGAUAUUUCCGUAUUUGCGUACACUAGAAGGAAAAUACGCUCCGAACUCGAACUACAUGCAGUUCCAGCCAGAGUUGAAAUGGUCUUACAGAGCCACGCUAAUAGAUUGGAUUGUACAAGUUCACGGGAGGUUUCUGUUGCUUCCUGAGACAUUAUAUCUCACCAUGAACAUCAUUGAUAGAUUUUUAAGCAAAAAGACCGUAACCUUGAACAGGUUUCAACUAGUGGGUGCCGCAGCGUUAUACAUUGCAUCCAAAUACGAAGAGAUAAACUGCCCGACAUUAAAGGAGAUGUUAUAUAUGCUGGACAAUGCAUACACCGGGGAAGAGGUUUUAAAAGCGGAGAGAUACAUGAUUGACACAUUAGAAUUUGAGUUUGGGUGGCCGGGACCUAUGUCUUUUUUGAGAAGAGUCAGCAAGGCUGACAAUUAUGAGUACGAUAUAAGAACCUUAGCCAAGUAUUUGUUGGAAACAACCAUAAUGGAGGCUCGUUUAGUAGCAGCACCGCCGAGUUGGUUAGCUGCAGGAGCAUACUAUUUAAGCAGAAUCAUAAUUGGUUACAACACAUGGACCAAAAAGCAUAUUUUUUACUCAGGAUACACAUCUGAGCAACUAGUACCUUUAGCCACUGUUAUUUUGGAGAAUUGCAGAAAUGCGGAAAAGAGCCACCAGGCCAUAUACGAAAAAUACUCAAAAAGCCGCCAUCGUCGGUCUGCUCAAGUGGUAGCCAGGUGGAUUGCAAUGGCGGAGGAGAACAUACAGGAAUCUUGA
Eremothecium sinecaudum is the source of this 1305-nucleotide messenger RNA. Its product is annotated as cyclin family protein. Gene Ontology annotation, molecular function: cyclin-dependent protein serine/threonine kinase regulator activity. NCBI's taxonomy places the organism in Eukaryota, Fungi, Ascomycota, Saccharomycetes, Saccharomycetales, Saccharomycetaceae. The record is from RefSeq and is a predicted model, not a curated record. Gene Ontology annotation, biological process: regulation of cyclin-dependent protein serine/threonine kinase activity; mitotic cell cycle phase transition. Gene Ontology annotation, cellular component: cyclin-dependent protein kinase holoenzyme complex; cytoplasm; centrosome. The coding region runs from base 1 to 1305 and encodes 434 amino acids. The transcript has a single exon.